Messenger RNA from Durio zibethinus, 2625 nucleotides. RefSeq lists its product as uncharacterized. The record is from RefSeq and is a predicted model, not a curated record. Lineage: Eukaryota; Viridiplantae; Streptophyta; Magnoliopsida; Malvales; Malvaceae.
UUCAGUUCUCUCUCUCAGUCAAGCGACUUUUUUUCUUCAAAUCUUAAAAAAAAAAAAAAAAAAAAAUCAUCGAGAACACAAAAACAAGAAGAAAAUCAAGCAAACAAGAACACUCGUGGUUCUUUCCCUUUAAUUUUCGUCUUCAAAAUUUUACCUUUCAAUACCCCUCCAAAAGUCCAUAAUCUCUUCUCCAUCCCAUCAAUUUCCUUGAUCAAACAAAAGCUGCAAAACUUUAUUUUUAGUAAUUUAACGUUUAAAAUAAAAGAUUAAUAGUAGUAGAAUGUCUAACUCCGGCGGGUUCGCGGUGGCCCGAACUCACACGGGGGACCGAUUCUACAACCCGCCGGCGGUGAGGCGGCACCAACAGUUAUUACAACAGCAGCAGUUUCAGAGGCAGCAGCUACACAGACCGUUGCAAAAGGAGCUACAGGGACCGUUAAAGAAUGAGAGCCGAGAUGACUCGGUCGACUUAAUGACUGAGGCUUGGACGGAUUCGGACGAGUCUACAUUGUCGAGGCCUAACUCGGUCUGCCCUUCUUCACCGUCGUCGCCGAAGAAUGCCAAUUUGACAAAUUUGGAUCGGCUCAUGGAAUCGGUCACUCCUUUUGUUCCGGCUCAGUGCUUCCCUGAGGCAAUAUUGAGGGGAUGGAGAACUCGUGAAGUUGAUUUAUCCCCAUAUUAUUGUCUCGGUGACCUAUGGGAAUGUUUUAGUGAGUGGAGUGUAUAUGGAGUUGGAGUGCCACUGUUGUUGAACGGAAGUGAUUCUGUCAAGCAAUACUACGUUCCAUCCUUGUCAGGCAUACAAUUGUACGUUGAUCCACAUAGGCCUAGGCCUAGUGAGGAUAGGGAUGGUGAGCCUUCGAGGGAGACUAAUAGUGCUGGAAGUAGUGACUGUGAAACAGACAGUAGAGUGAAAAGUGGUGUUGAUGGAGUAUGGGGGCAGCACAACUCCCACAGGAUGAGUAGACCUCCUAUGAGUUCAUCCAGUGAUGAAGUAGAGGUUGACGAGUCGCCUGGGUUGCUGGUUUUUGAAUACUUUGAGCAAGAACAGCCACAUCAUCGAAAACCUUUAUAUGACAAGAUUUCAAGUCUUGCAUCUCAAUUUCCAGAGAUCAGGUUGUACAGGAGCUGUGAUCUAUUGCCAGCUAGUUGGAUUUCGGUGGCUUGGUACCCGAUAUACAGAAUACCUAUGGGUCCAACGCUACAAAAUCUGGACGCAUCUUUCUUGACCUUCCAUUUUCUGUCGACACGUACUCGAAAAAAAAGUCAGCUUCAGUAUCCUGCUUCUAGCAGUAGGAAAGUCUUUGGUGUUGAUGCAUCUUCAAAGAUUUCUCUACCUGUUUUUGGCCUUGCUUCCUAUAAGUUGAGAGGUUCAAUUUUGACUCUCAAUGGUUCCAAAGAAUGGCAGCAAGCAAGCUCUCUGUUACAAGAAGCUGACAAUUGGCUGCGCCCUUUACAAGUCCAUCUUCCUGAUUUCCAGUUUUUUGUAUCACAUAACUCACAGUGGAGAUAACAAAGGUACCUUAAACUUUCUAUAACAGCUCUUUCAGUUGUUUAGGAAAGUCCAAAGGCUCAGUUGAACAGAACAGAGAAUGCUUGUCGCUUCAGAGAUGCGCCAUAAGGGAAAAGGAGGUCAAAAUUUGCAACUAGAUUGCGUUUAUUGAAAUUGCCAGCUGUCAGAAAUGAUAGGUACAAGAGGCAGCUGUUUUAUCAUAUUCUCGAGCAGGGCCCAAGAAGCUAUGAUGAGCUCAUUGGAAUUUAUAUCACCACUCAAUUAUUUUGCUGUGUGGCUACUGGCUAGUUCAAGUUCUAUGGUCUUGGUACGCUUGUGAAUUGCCAGCCAAGCAGCCUUGUCUUUCUUCAUCAACAUGACUUUUUUACGAACAUUUGGAAAUACUGACCAAAAUUUGAAUGUCUGUACCAUAUCUGCACAUAUGCACCCAUACCUGUAGUUUCCAAAAAAGGAAAUAUUCGUAAGUUAUCUGGGUAUUCGUAAAUGUUUCUUGAGCUUUACAAUUCUGGAGUGCUGGUGAUUGUUGUUCCUAGUCCCAGUAACCAAGUUAUGAGCACUUCCAUAGUUUGUUUCACAACUUUUAUGCAGUAAAGUUUCCCAAGAUAUUGCUGAAGUAUCUCAUCUUUAGGUGUCUGGCUCAAAAGUCUGAAAUUCUACAUUUGGUGCCUUACCAUUUCUUUGGACAAUAUUUUUUUCUUCCCCAAAACACACGUUAGAAAAAGCAGCGUGCAGGUGACUCGCUUAAUAACAGAUGGCGGCAUAUGGUAUUUUGCAAAUUUAAUCCCAAAGCUUCGGUCAAAAACUAAUAAGUGAUAAAGGAAAUUCGUUUUCGUUUGCAUGCAAAAACCUACCAUCGGUUGCAGGAUAAAUGAACUGAGUCUGUUCCCUAAACAAAUCCAGAAGAUACAAGUCGCUGCCUCCUGGCUCCAUAGGAAAUAGGCCCAAAGGCCCGCCAAUCAGCCGCGUGCUUUUGGGUUGGGCCUAAACUUAUAAAAAGAACAUUUGUAGUUCUUCGGCUUAUCUAAUAGUAAUAGAUAAAAAAGAGUCAAAAGCAACCUUAUCCUUGAAAAUUGCGAAAACUCCAGAGUUGGGAUAAGCCCAAUCAGGAUUGA